AUGAAGAAGAUCAUCCUCUCCAUCAAUGCGGGGUCCUCGUCAGUGAAGAUAUCCGUCUACAGCGUAGACGUCGGCCAGCGUCCAGUCCAAGUCGCCGAGGCCACGGUGAGCGGGCUGACGGCUGCGCCUGCCACUCUCACCUACGUACGGGCUGGUAAAACCGUCUCGAAGGACAAGGAGCUCUCCACCAAGGUACACAGCCAGCGUGAUGCCUUUGACGUGCUCCUCUCGACGCUCGUCGCCGACCACGAGCUGGCCCAGAUCAGCAGUGACGACGAAAUUGAUCUUGUCUGCCACCGAAUCGUCCACGGCGGCGACUACGACAAGUCGCAGCUCAUCUCGGACGAGACAUAUGAACACCUAGAGAAGCUCAACGACCUAGCGCCCCUGCACAACGCCAGCAGUCUCGCCAUCGUCAAGGCUUGUCUGCUCAAGCUGCCUACCGCGCGCAACGUGGCCUGCUUCGACAGCCAGUUCCACGCCUCGAUUCCAGAGCACAUUAGGACAUACCCCAUUAACCGCGACAUCGCCCGCAAAAACCACCUCCGCAAAUAUGGGUUCCACGGCAUCAGCUACGCCUUCAUCACCCGGUCGACAGCCGAGUUUCUGGGCAAGGACCCCGACAAGGUCAACUUGAUUGCCCUGCACCUCGGAUCUGGCGCAAGCGCAUGCGCCAUCAAGGCCGGCAAGAGCUGGGACACGAGUAUGGGCCUCACGCCACUCGCCGGUCUGCCCGGAGCGACCAGGAGCGGGAGUGUCGACCCGAGUCUUGUCUUCCACUACGCCAGCGAUGUAGGGAAACUCUCGCCCUCGUCAACCAAGGAAUUGCACAUUUCCCGGGCUGAAGAGAUACUCAACAAAGAGUCUGGAUGGAAGGCCCUGACAGGGACCACCAACUUUGGCAUCAUCGCCAACUCGGACGAGCCGGAAAUGAAACUCGCCUUUGACCUUUUUGUCGACCGCAUCUGCGGCUUCAUCGGGUCAUACUAUGUCUCCCUGCACGGACAGGUCGACGCCCUCGUCUUCGCCGGCGGCAUCGGCGAGAAAAGUGACUGUCUUCGCCACGCUGUCGUCGACCAAGUCGCGUGCCUGGGCUUUGACAUUGACGAGACGGCAAAUGGGGCCAAGAUGGAAAAGGUCGUUCAGGAUAUUGGUAAGGCCGGCGCGAGACAGCGGGUGCUCGUGUGCUCGACCGACGAGCAGUUCGAAAUGGCCAGGAGCUGCUCCGAGGAUAGGGAGCUUUGGUUGUAA
Lasiosphaeria miniovina is the source of this 1251-nucleotide messenger RNA. Its product is annotated as Acetokinase family-domain-containing protein. Gene Ontology annotation, biological process: phosphorylation; acetate metabolic process. The record is from RefSeq and is a predicted model, not a curated record. The transcript has 2 exons. NCBI's taxonomy places the organism in Eukaryota, Fungi, Ascomycota, Sordariomycetes, Sordariales, Lasiosphaeriaceae. The coding region runs from base 1 to 1251 and encodes 416 amino acids. Gene Ontology annotation, molecular function: acetate kinase activity.